AUUGUCCUGUGCCUUUAAGGCUCCGUUUCCUGUUGGAGGAGGAGGAGGGCAGGCGAGGCAGUGGUGGCAGCGGCUCGGCGAUGAAGCCCCGGUGGCUCUGGCUGUGCUUGGUGGCGCUGGCGGCGUGGAGUCCGCGCCGGGCGGGGGGCUACUUCCCCGAGGAACGCUGGGUGCCCGAAUCCCCGCUGCGGCCUCCUCGGGUGCUGCUGGCGCUGCUGGCCCGUAACGCUGCUCACUCUCUGCCGGCAGCGCUCGGCUGCAUCGAGAGGCUGCGGCACCCAAAGGACCGUAUCGCGCUCUGGGUGGCAACUGAUCACAAUGUGGACAACACAACGGCAGUGCUUCGGGAGUGGCUGAUGAAUGUUCAAAGCCUGUACCACUCUGUGGAGUGGCGGCCCUCGGAUAAGCCCAGGUUCUAUCCAGAUGAGGAGGGUCCCAAGCACUGGUCAAAUUCCCGUUACGAACACAUCAUGAAGCUUCGUCAGGCGGCUCUGAAGUCUGCGCGAGACAUUUGGGCUGAUUACAUCCUGUUUGUGGAUGCUGACAAUCUUCUGACAAAUCCCGACACCCUGGGCCUCUUGAUAGCCGAGAACAAGACUGUGGUGGCACCAAUGCUGGACUCGCGGGCAGCCUAUUCAAACUUCUGGUGUGGGAUGACCUCACAGGGCUAUUACAAGCGCACACCUGCCUACAUCCCCAUCAGAAAACGUGACCGCCAGGGUUGUUUUGCUGUUCCCAUGGUGCACUCUACCUUUCUCAUCGACCUACAGAAAGAGGCCUCCCAGAAGCUUAUCUUCUAUCCACCCCACCCGGAUUACACUUGGGCAUUUGAUGACAUCAUAGUCUUUGCUUUCGCCUGCAGGCAGGCAGAUGUUCAGAUGUACCUAUGCAACAAAGAGGUCUAUGGCUUCCUACCAGUGCCUCUGCGAUCCCACAGCACCCUGCGUGAUGAGAUAGAGAGCUUCAUGCAUGUGCAGCUGGAGGUCAUGGUUAAGAACCCUCCAGUCGAACCUUCCCGUUAUCUGUCUGUGCCUCCCAAAGUCCCAGACAAGAUGGGACUUGAUGAGGUCUUCAUGAUUAAUCUGAAGCAUCGCAACGAUCGCCGGCAGCGGAUGCUGCAGACUCUGUAUGAGCAGGAGAUUGACUGCAAAAUUGUUGAGGCUGUGGAUGGGAAAGCAAUGAACAGUAGCCAGGUGGAGGCCAUGGGCAUCAAGAUGUUGCCAGGUUACAAGGAUCCAUACCAUGGGCGUCCCCUCACUAAGGGGGAAUUAGGAUGCUUCCUCAGCCACUAUAAGAUUUGGAAAGAGAUCGUCGAGAGAGGCCUGGAGAAAUCAGUAGUGUUUGAGGACGACCUGCGCUUUGAGAUCUUUUUCAAACGGCGCUUGAUGAACCUUAUGUAUGACUUGGAAGAAGAGGGCCUGGACUGGGAUUUGAUCUAUAUUGGCCGGAAGCGCAUGCAAGUGGAGCAUCCCGAGAAAGCCGUACCCCAUGUCCGCAAUCUGGUGGAAGCCGAUUACUCCUACUGGACACUGGCUUACGUCAUCUCCUUGCAGGGUGCCCAAAAGCUAUUGGAGGCCAAGCCUCUCUCCAAGAUGUUACCUGUGGAUGAGUUCCUGCCUGUCAUGUUUGACAAACACCCUGUAUCUGAGUACAUGGAGCACUUUGAUAACCGGAACUUGCUGGCCUUCUCAGUAGAGCCCCUCUUGGUCUACCCGACGCACUACACUGGUGAUGAUGGCUACAUCAGCGACACAGAGACCUCUGUGGUGUGGAACAAUGAGAACGUUAAAACUGACUGGGACCGGGCCAAGUCGCAGAAGAUGAAAGAGCAGCAGGAACUGACAAAUGAAGCCAAGAACUCGGAUGUGCUUCAGUCCCCCCUUGACAGCACAGCCCGUGAUGAGCUAUGACCCUGCUGGGCAUAGACAAAGGGGACUGCAGGAAAAGCAUGAUGUGGGCAUGGUGUGAGGGGAGGGCUUUUCUCUCCCUAAGGUUUUAUGGGUUGAUUCUCUUGGAUGUCAACUGCGGGGUCCAGUGUAUGACACACUUUCUAUCCUACCUUGUGGCAACACUUAUGUAACCCAGUUCCCUGAGGUAGGGCGACACUUUUUGUUUGAGGGCCCACAGAGCCUGACACGGAAGUACUUGGGUUUGCUCAGUCCUGCCCUUCCCCCACUUUCACCCUCUUCUUCCAUUUGGAAAGUGAUGCAGGUAAGCUCUUGCCAUACUCGCUGUGUAAGAGAAGUUUUAUUCUCUGAUUAUUAGCCUACUGGGACCCCUGUCUCUGUUGGGAGGAGGGGGUGGUGGCUGGUCCUUGAGAAAGGGACUGAGUUGUUGCAGCCCAGAUCAGCAGGCUGCAGCACCAGAGUGCUCUGUGUCAGUCAAAACCAGCUCUCGGUGUAAGGCUGAGGACAUUUUGGUUAUUUUUAUAUAAAAAUUUGCCAUUGACAGUUUCA
Molecule: messenger RNA, 2456 nt
Organism: Hemicordylus capensis (graceful crag lizard)
Lineage: Eukaryota; Metazoa; Chordata; Lepidosauria; Squamata; Cordylidae
Gene: COLGALT1
Product: collagen beta(1-O)galactosyltransferase 1
Exons: 12
Coding region: 81-1910 (609 amino acids)
Molecular function (GO): procollagen galactosyltransferase activity
Source: RefSeq, a predicted model, not a curated record